CUUAGCAGCAUCCUCAUCCACUGUAACAAGUGUCAACAAUCCAAUCCUCUACGAAAGCAUGGCAGACACUGCGGCAAAUGAGAACGAAACCCGGCGUGUCGACAUUACUGCAGAUGGCGACCUCAUUCUAGUCAUCGCCGACAGCUUCGAGUUGCGCGUGCACUCAUUCAUACUCAAGACCAACUCGCCAGUAUUCAAUGUUAUGCUAGGACCACAUUGGCUCGAGGGCCAAUCGCUCGCCAAUAUUAGCAGCACGACACCGGGAACACUCAAGCUCCCUGACGACGACUCGGAGGCAAUGAAGUAUCUCUGCUUGAUGCUGCACAACCGCCACGACGAGCUUAUGAUACCUCCGAGCCACACGCUGUUGCUGGAAAUUGCGAAAGCCGCUGAUAAGUACCGUUGCAUUUCGAGCACGCGCCUGAUUUUCGAGUUGUGGAUCUCACGACUUGCGAACCUCAAAUACUAUGAAAUCGAGUACAGCCACCUCGCUACUGCAUACAUCCUCGAAGACGCCGCAGUAUUCGAGGACCUUUCUCGACAAGUGCUCAUGAAAGCCAGUCCCCAUGAAUUCCGCACAUUCUGCAAGAGCGCAAAUGGCGGCGAUGAUUUCGGCAUCGUCGCUGCAUUCAUGCUUCGCUACGCUCUUCUUCGCAACAUCGUGGUCGGAGGCGUCGACCGUAUGGUCGAAGAAAUGUGCAAGCUCCUCGGACCAGACAUGAAACACUACGUCGAUAACAUCCCAGGCAUCACAGACGAAGACGCAAAGCAAUUCGUCCGCCGCCGUCGCGGAGGGCUACCAAAAUUCUGCGACUACUACCAAAAAAUGACAGGUGAACACCUCGCUCUGUUCGCCGAAGCUCGCAUUUGGCCGAACUGUCGUGCUGAGGGCCUUGAAAGCCUUAUUCAAAAGCUGAAGCACUUCAAGUUGCCUGAGAUUCAUUUCGAUGAUGGGCAAUGCAUGAGAGAGGAUUUCUGGGAGGACAAUUGGUUCAUUUCCGAUCUGCCACCUGCUUUGGCUGCUCUGAAAGCUAUUGCGGAUCACGUGGACACUGCGCUUUGUGUUCACUGCGUGAGAUCGGCCGAUGGGGCUGGUUGCGCGGAACAUCAGGGUCUGCGUGUCAUUCCGAGUCUCAGCAAGCAGACGCUCAUGACGGUCCAUCUUGAGCAGGUGAGGUUUGAGUAUGGAGAUUUGUGAACCAUCGGAAAAGCGAUUGCUGUCACGAUCAAAAUGCAGCCUGGGUGAUAAGCAGCCGCAAUUUGCAAGACUGAUAGCCGCGCAGAUGGCUGCAGUCGCUGGUCAAGGUGCAGAGAUGAGCAGUGCGAAGAAUUGAGUACCUUGAGUGGAGGUCGAGGCAUGCCCACACUGUCAGAGGCACGAACGCAAGCUGAUAGAUAUUGUAGACGUAAAGCUGUGCAGAC
This is a messenger RNA of Cercospora beticola, 1422 nucleotides long. RefSeq names its product BTB/POZ domain-containing protein. The record is from RefSeq and is a predicted model, not a curated record. Lineage: Eukaryota; Fungi; Ascomycota; Dothideomycetes; Mycosphaerellales; Mycosphaerellaceae.